This is a messenger RNA of Photinus pyralis (common eastern firefly), 1175 nucleotides long. RefSeq lists its product as uncharacterized. The record is from RefSeq and is a predicted model, not a curated record. The transcript has 4 exons. Bases 285 to 1175 code for a protein of 296 amino acids. Lineage: Eukaryota; Metazoa; Arthropoda; Insecta; Coleoptera; Lampyridae.
CUGAGCGCAUAUGACGUGAGCGCGCACGCAUAUGCAGAUGUGGACGUCGGCGCGCAUCUUCUCAACGUAUGUUUUUUGACUCGCGAGCCGCUUCGCGCGCGCAUGAUGCGAGCCGUCGGCUGUCGGUUUUUUGGACCCGCUCAAAAGAAAACGUGCGUGCGUUGCGAUUCAGUGUGGACGGUGAAAUUGACGUGUUUAGUAAUUUUCAACGUGCGUGCCUCGUGUUGUAAAAGUUUGUUUAGUUUACAUUAGCCAUUACGACGGAUCAUAGCAGAAUUAACAAUAUGGAAUGGAGUAACGACAAAUGUUUGGAGCUAAUCGACAUCUACGAAAAGUAUCCUGUGUUGUGGGAGCCCAAGCAUAAAUUUUAUUUUUCGAAAACAAAGAAAAAUGAUGCGUGGGACGAAAUCUCCAAAAUAAUGAAUGUGGAUGCCAAAACGGUGAAAAUAAAAAUGAAUAGUCUGCUAGGCUCCUUCCGCAGUCAGAAAAGCAAAGGAAAAAAAACUAUUGGUACCGGAAAAGCACGUCAAGAAGUGUACAUAUCGAAAUGGUUUGCGUUUGAAAGGAUGCAUUUUUUGCUUGACCGAGACGCUCCCCGAGAUACACUGGACACAGAAAAAGAUUUGGAUACCGAAGGUAGUGGAGAAGAAAAUGGCGAAAUGGAUCUGUCUUCCGUUCCGGUGGAGGACGAUAGUGAGGUGGUCAUCAGGGAAGAUGAAGACGAAGUACAAGUAGAUGAGACACAAGAAAAAGAAAAUGCAAAACAUGCUAAACCCCCGGCCAAGAAAAAACCAAAAAAACAACAUCACGAAGAGAGUAACUCCUUAUCUAAAGAAGCUCUUCGAAUUUUGCAGGACACGCACACUCGCUAUCUUGCGAAACAAAACCAAGACCCGCUGCAAGAUCGCUUUUCUAUAUAUGGCCAACAUGUAGCUAAUAAGCUAAGAGGAUAUUCAAAAAGGUGCCAUGCUAUAGUCGAGCAUGAAAUCAACAAUGUGCUCUUCAAAGCGGACAUGGGAGAAUAUGACACUUUUUCGACAAAUGUUGCACCUGGGCCUUCUUCUGAUAGCAGUUCUGCUACAAUUUAUAAUUCAACGCCAGGCCCAUCUUCGGCGGGUUCCUACGUUUCGUACGUAGACUUUCCCGAUACUUCACAAAAUUUUCUGAAUUUGUAA